Molecule: messenger RNA, 11420 nt
Organism: Motacilla alba alba
Lineage: Eukaryota; Metazoa; Chordata; Aves; Passeriformes; Motacillidae
Gene: UBN1
Product: ubinuclein 1
Exons: 11
Coding region: 3705-6659 (984 amino acids)
Cellular component (GO): nucleus
Source: RefSeq, a predicted model, not a curated record
ACAGGAGGCACAGCUCUGCUGGCUGUGUGUGGCAGCACCUAGGGACAGCACAUUCCAGUGGGAGAGUUUCUCUGAUCCACUGGGAUCACACCUUUGUGUCACUCAGUUUUCUCUAAGUGAUUUUCUUGAAGAUGUCAGGUGAUGUCCAAGUGCUGGAUCUUGUCAGGUACUGAAUGUAACACUUGAGAUCACACCUGAUCAGGAUUCCUUCUUUCCCCCUCUUGGAAAAGUAUGGUCCUGAUGCAAGAAGUGAUUUCCAAAGUCAGUUUGACAUGAGUGAACUGAAAUGUGAAUUAGUGAGCCAAGAGGGCUAGUUUGGGCUGGGAUAGAGGUCAUUUUCUCCACAUGGCUGUUUUGGGGCAGAUUUGAAUUGUGCUGUAAAGAGAGCUGAUAACCCAGGGAUGUUUUGUUACUGUUGAGCAGGGGGUGCUCGCCCAGUGCCAAGGCCGUUGCUGCUCCCACCCCACACUGCCAGCGAGGGGCCUGGAGGGCAGGAGGAGCUGGGAGGGGACAGCCAGGACAGCUGAUCCCAGCAGGGAUAUCCCAGCCCAGGGGGGUCAUGCUCAGCACAUAAAACUGGGGGAAGAAGGAAGAGGGGGAUGUUUGGAGCGAUGGCAUUUGUUUUCCCACAUGAUACAUGUGAUGGAGCCCUGCUGUCCUGGGGAUGGCUCAACACCUGCCUGUCCAUGGGAAGUGGGGAAUGAAUUCCUUGUUUUGCUUUGCUUGUAUGGCUUUUGCUUUCCCUGUUACACUGCCUUGUCUCGGCCCAUGGGUUUUCUCACUUUUACCUUUGUGAUUUCGUGUCCCAUCCCACCUAGCUGAGGGAGCAGCAGCUGUGUGGGGCUGAGUUGCAGGCUGGGGUUAAACCAUGUCAAGGACAAAUUCCACCAUAAUAUUUUUAAUGUGCUGUGCUGAUCAGGACACUGAAGGGGUGCACAGUGUUAUGUGUGUAAAAUAAGAGGGUGCAGCUGGAAAGCAUUGCCACAGUUCUGCACUGGGAGAAGGCCUGGAAAGCCCUGUAGAUGGGGCUUGAGGAUUUGCUAGAACCAUUUCUGUGUCACAGGCAGAUCCUUUGCUGAAGCUUGGGUAUCACUGGAGCUGCACCAAUGUGGCAUUUUGAGUCCUUCAACCAUUUUUAACAUCUGGUUGUUGGGGUCCCAUUUAGGGAGUAAUGGAUUCUUUGCUUCUUUUCUGCCAAGGUCAGGAUUAAAUCACAAGACAAUAUUUCUUGUUCAGACUCAUGUUUAUUAGUUCUUACCUAUGUCACAGUCUCACAAGCUGUGAGUUCUAUAGUACUUUGCUCUAACAAGGUAGAGAAUGACCAUGUAUCUCUCUCUACAAGGCCUUUUAAGGCUAAACUGCCCAAUUAAGAAAUGACACCUGAAUUAUUUUCACUUUUAACCCGAUAACCAACCACCUGUGCCUGCAAUGUGGACUUUUAUCCAAUUUCACAAAACCACCCAAACCCGUGGAGAAGAAGGACCAGCUUCCUCCCUAAAACCUCCAUCUUGCUUUAUAGAUAUGACUAUAUUCUAAACCCUUAAACUGUGAGUUUCCCCCCCUGUGAUAUUACACACUUCUAUUCAAAUUCCACACCCACAAUCCCAGUGCUGUCAUUCCAGUUUGGAAGCUUCUCCACGGCCUCAGGUCAGUGCAGUGUUCUCUUGGGGGUCAGUGCCUGUCAGCACAGAAAGUCUGAAAUUCUCUGCAGCCAGGGUUCCAACAAGGGAGUGAAAUUUAUUAAUGUCCAGAAGGAUGAUCUGUGUCUUUUCACCAGUAGCUGCUCCUGCAGCUGGGCUCCUGGGGGACUCACCCAUCUUCUCCAUAAUGUGGUGCACUUUGGGAAGCUCCAGUCUGUUGUGGAGAAGGAAAAUACUGGAUGCUGGUCAGGGAUCCCUUCCUGACAUGUCAAAGUGGGCUUUCAGCCUUGUGGUGUGAGGGCUGUCACCAUCAGCCUGUCAACAAGUGCUGGGAGGUUUUGUUCCUGCUGCUGGUGUGGUUUUAAACAUUGAUUUUAAGUAUAAACAUGCCCUUGGAGCUCUGUGGUGGUUCUGCCUCCUGGGGCACUUCAGUUUAGAGCACCUCUUACUGAAGUGAGAGCUGCUAAGUAACUCCUGUUACUGAAGAUAAGCUGCUCUUGGAGAGCUGUUCUGCUGAGUAGUGCAGUGGGGGUGAGCAGAUGGGAGGGGAGGAGGAACUGAAGCAAGUAUUGCCACAGCUGAUAAAAAUAAUGGGCUCUUGGUGGAUGUUUCUGUUUCAGAAAGCACCAAACAGUUGUUUGUGACUCGAUCUGAGUUAAAGGAGAAUAUUUUGGAAGUUACACCGUAUCAGGUUGAUUGUUAAUGUGUUGUGAAACAGUUUAAUAGCAGAGUCCCCACUGAUUUUCCUGAUGGGAUUUUCCUGCUGCUGUGCCUCUUGUUGCUGGAUUGUGGAUGUUAAGAAAAGAGAGAAACUGAAACCUGUAGGUCAGUUAGGACUGUGGGACAUGAGCUCAGGUGGCAAUGAAGAAGACUUGGCUCUCUGCCUAAAAGCCAAGUCUCUUCAUCCCAGAGGUGGGAGCAUCUUCUGAGUUAAAUGGAGCUUCCAGGCAUUUCCUCUUCUACUUGAACUGCUUUGAUUUUAACUCUCUCCUUCCUAAGUAAUUUUCCUGUUGAGGAUUGUCUUUAGCAUUGAGUGUUCUCCUUUAACAUCACCUGCUGCUGGCAGGGAGGAAUGUUCACCCUUUGGGCAUAAAUUAAUUGCUUGCCUGCCUCAACUUUGGAGUGGUAAAUCAUGGGAUUUCAAAAUCCACUCCUGGUCUGCUUCCCCGUGCAAGGAAUCACUAACUCAUGGUGGUGCCUUGUGCCAAAUCCCAGUUUUGUUUACAUCCCUACUCAGAAGAAACUGAAAGCUCUUGGCAAUUUGCUACUAUCUCAUUCAUCUCUUGGAAUUUUUUUCCUGCUGGACAUAUUUUUCAUGGGUGUGAUGUUUUUGGGCAGCGCUUUGUGAGCGCAGUCAUAGCUCUGGAAGCUUCCUGAACAGGACUUUUUUUUGUUUCCAUGGUCUUGACUGGGAGUAACACAUCCCCUGUGGCUGUGACUCUUCUCUGUUGGUGUGUUGGCUUAGUUUCCAGAUGGAUUUAGAAAACCUGGUGAUAAGUCUCCUCAACCUUCCUUAGAUGUGAUUAGGAUGAGCUUUCCUGGUCCAAGGACAAGCUCUGAGCUCAUAUUCCUCCAUCUAGUGAGAAGUUAAAACCAUGCCCUGAAGCUGUGGUUGUCCCCAUGGCAGGUUUGCCAGAGAAGUCCCCUUAUCGGUGAUAUUUUUGCCUGAUGUCUGGGAGAAAUGAUGAGGAAGACUCCAUGAAUAUCAGAAGGCUAAUUAAUUACUUUAUUAUACUAUAUUAUUCUGUGUUAUUUUACACUCUAUUACAUUACAUCUAAACUGAAUCUGCACGAGCACUCACCUGCCCAGAAUCUCGUGGCUGUCAGCUGACAGUCCCGACACACACCCCUGGAGUCAAUUGGUCAGUGAAUCAAAACACUCACACCAGAAUCCAAUUAGCAAUUCCUUUCAGGUAAACAAUCUUCCACAGUGCAUUCCACUUGUGAACUACACAGGAGCAGUAAAUGAGAUAGGAAUUGUUUUUUCUUUCUCUGAGGUUCAGAGAAUGUGAGUCCCAGAAAUAUUCUUGGGAAGUUGUUCCUGGCUUCUCUCUGUGAGGAGAAAUGCAGCUACCUCACCUCCUUUGUCCCAGGAAAGAGAGGACUCUUCGCUCCAGAGUGGUAACUCCAGUGCAUCUGGAGAGGAGAAUCCAGGCUGGGAAGGUCACCAGGUGUUACCAGGCUGCCAGAGCUGCUGAGGGAGAAGGCAAGCAGAGAUUCUUCACUCAGGACAUCAACAACAUUAUACUGGACAUCGAGCUGCAGACACGGGAGCUCAGCAGCCAGGUGCGCUCGGGGGUCUACGCCCACCUGGCCGCCUUCUUCCCCUGCAGCAAGGACACGCUGCUGAAGCGAGCCCGCAGGCUCUACCUCUACGAGCAGGGUGGCCGCCUGAAGGAGCCUCUGCAGAAGCUGAAGGAAGCCAUUGGAAGGGCCAUGCCAGAGCAGGUGGCCAAGUACCAGGAGGAUUGCCAAGCCCAUACUCAGGCCAAGUUUGCCAAGAUGCUGGAAGAGGAAAAAGACAAAGAACAGCGAGUUUGUUCUGAUGAUGAUGAGGAUGAAGAAAAGGGAGGGAAGCGUGUCGCAGGUCCACGGAAGAAAUUCCAGUGGAAUGAUGAAAUCAGGGAGCUGCUUUGCCACUUGGUGAAGAUUAAAUUGGAUGGUUAUGACCUUGACAAGAAUAAGGCUCAGUCUCUAGAGGAUUAUGUGAAGACCUUCCUAGAAGGAGAGGUGAAGCCCCUUUGGCCAAAAGGCUGGAUGCAGGCCAGGACACUGUUUAAGGAGAGCAGGCGUGUACACGGACACCUCACAUCAGUCCUGGCGAAGAAGAAAGUUAUAGCUCCUACUAAGGUAAAAGUGAAGGACUCUUCCUGCAAGCCAGACAAGAAGCUGUCGGUGUCUGUCCCUUCCCUGCACUCCAGCAGCACCUUGGCCAUGUCCUCAGAACCCCAGGGAGGAGCCCUGGGCAUCAGUGCCCAAACCAGGGAGCUCUUGUCCCUUGGGACAGCCCAAGCUGCCAGCAGCUCUGUCACUCCUGCCACCUUCAAGGAUGACUCCUUGGAUGAGGACUUGAUUCACAACCCCACCUCCUCCCUGGAAGCAGUGUCCAAGGAACUGGCUGUGCUGAACAGCAGGGCAGCAGGGAGCCCUGACUUUACUCUUCCUGCAGCUCCAAAAGCUCCACCAGAGAAGAUCCCAGCUCUUGCAUCCUCAGAGGAGAAGAGGACAUUUCCAAAACCCAACCCUUCCCCUACAUCAUCCUCUGGUUCCCUCCAGUCUCCUCUAAACUUCCUAGCUGAGCAGGCCCUGGCGUUGGGCCAGUCUUCUCAAGACAAGAAGACAGAGAACUCUAAUUACAAAGAGCAUUCCUGCCAAGCCUCCCCCAGCAAAAUCCUUCCUGAUGCCCACCAGGCUAAACAGAAGCACCACAGCCUGGUCAGGCCAGGUCAUGGGCCCCCAGCCUCGGCGCCGGUGCCGGGCUCUCAGGUGAAGGUGUUCCACCCUGGUACUCAGCUCCAGAAAACCUUCACCUCCCCAGCUCCCUUUGUCAAACUGCAAAAUCCCAAAUCCUCCACCCCUCUGCCCCAGCGCUCCCUCCUCCAGCAGGUCAAGUCAUCAACCAAAGCUCAGAGCUUCCAUUCCUCCACGUCCCCAAGCAUCACCCAAAACUCCAGCAGCUCCCACAAGAGCCAAGGCUUGUCCUCAUCCUCUCUCAGCUAUGCCGGGAAGCACUCGACUGGCUCCGGCUCUUCAGGACAAUCUUACAAAUCCCCUUUUGUCGCUGGCUCCCUCUCCAAGCACGGAGCUUCUUCCAGCAGCUCCUCUGGAGCUCCUGCCAACCAGGGCAGCUCCUCUGGGACUUUGCUCCCCGGCGUUGCGGCCCCGUCCCCGAUCUCGGCCUCCAGCCGCCCGGCCUCCGGCUCCUCCGUGAAGAAACCUCCCGUUGCCCAGAAGCUGACCCUGGUGGCACCUCCUGGAGGCUCCAACGGAGAUUCCAGCGGGGGCACCCAGGGUGUGGCCAAGUUGCUGACUUCGUCCCUAAAGCCAGCUGUGGUCAGCAGCACCGCAGCCUCUACCUCUGUGCCGAAAGGAACUAGUGGAGCUGUGCUGCUAACAAGCUCUUCCUCCUUAAGUGUACUGGCUCCAUCCUACAAGUCCAACAACCCAAAGCUGCCAGCUGCCCUGAGCUCCACCCCGUUAGGUAUUAUCUCUCCUAUUCAUUCUUUCCCUCUCCAUGUCAUCUCCUUCAGUUCCGACUCCUCCCCAAAAGCAGGAGUUUCCAAGGAUGCAAUAGUUACGGGACCUGCUCCGGGAACUUUCCACCAUGGCCUCGGGCACAGUCUUCUGGCUGGUUUGCACUCCAGCCCCCACCAUGCAGCGCCACUCCCACACUCUGCCCUGUCCACUCAUUUACCACAGAGUUUGCCAGGUAACUUGUCAGAUGCUCGUGUUUGUCUUCUGCCUCGUGAGUCUCCCUCUAUCUCAGCAGAUCCUUCCUUCAGGGCUGGAGCCAAAGUGGUUGUCCAUGUUUUCCAGCUGUGUGGUUGUCACCGAAGCCUCUCUGAGGUACAGAGUGAGGGGCUGGGAGAAACCUGGUCUGGUGGAAGGUGUCCCUGCCAUGGCAGGAGGUGGAACAGGAUGGGCUUUAAGGUCCCUUCCAACCCAAACCAUUCCAUGAUUAGGAAGAAAUGCUUGGCUGUGGAGGUGGGCAGGCCCUGGCACAGGGUGCCCAGAGCAGCUGGGGCUGCCCCUGAAUCCCUGGCAGUGCCCAAGGCCAGGCUGGAUGGGGCUUGGAUCCACCUGGGACAGUGGAAGGUGUCCCUGCCCAUGGCAGGGGGUGGAAUGGGAUGGGCUUUAAGGUCCCUUCCAAUCAAACCAUUCUGGGAUUCUGUGAUUUCUGGAAUGAUGGGUCCUCAGUGCUUACAGCAAGUGUUGGUUCCUGCAGAUACUCUGAAUUAUCCUGCCAGGAUGAAAGCUGUGCCUGUUUGUGCACAGCCUGCCAGGACUGCCCUGGAAUGAAUAUUCCAGCUCUGGGGAGUUUUGUUCCUGGUGGCCUACAUAAAAUGUGUCAGACCAGACUGGCUUAUGUCUGUGCACUGAGUUAAUUGCCAGCAUCUCCUUCACAAGUUUGUAGUGUAAAUGCAGAUUGCUCCACUUGCUGCUCACAAUGUGAGGAUUUGGCAGUUAAGCCUGUUCCUGCCCCAGUUUGAUGCCUGCAGAAGUGAUGCAUAAAACAAGAGUUUUCCAAAGAAGGAGAGAAGUAAGGAAAAUUGAAAUUCAGUGCCAGCAGAUCGUUCUUACCUGCUCCAGGGAGCUGCUUAUUCCCCUGAUAACUCCCAUUUCUGCUUUCUUAGGCGUGUUCUUUAGCACUUUGGUGCAGUUCAGUGCCAUUAUCUUAGUACCUGCUCCUGUUGGGAUGUCUUCCUGGGCUUAGUGAGCCCGAUUUAGGAGUGCUAGCCUGGCCCUGUGGCUGUGUGCAUGGAUAGCCAUGUACCCUCCUGGAGGAGUCAUGGAAUAAAAGGCCCUUGACUGCUGAGCAUGGUGCUUGUUUGCUGAAGAAGGAAGAGUGUGUUGUGCACUUAUGAAAAUGCAAAGAAUUGUUUGGGUUUGCUUCCUUUGCUGAAGUUUGAUGUGGGUUGUGCCAUGCUGAUGUGGUAGAGCUGAAGAAGGUCCUGGCAGUGAUCACUGGUGGGACAGACCCUUCCUUCCUGUUUGUAAAUCACACUUCCUGGAAUGAGAUCAGAGGUUGCACCUUGAACAUGGCUUGUGGAAUAUAUUCCACGUCACUGAGGAGCAGCUCUUUGUCUCUUUAGUUGAGGGAAUUCAGAGUGAUCACUGUUGUUCAGAGGGCUUAUAACAGAAAGUUUUUUGAUGGACUGUUCAGCAGGAUGCAGGGCCAGAAGACAAAAGACCACUGGGAAUAAGUGAAGGAAAAUUGACCAUGGAUCCAGCUUCAGCAAGGACCUGCUUUCUCACUUGGUGUUUUCACUUAAAGAUUGGAGAUGGAGCCUGGUGCUGCCAUCUCUUGGAACACUCCCAGUUCUGGUGUUUUGGAGGAGAACAUAGUAGAUAUUUAAGUGACUCCCAUAACCUUAAAAUGAAUUCCUGUGUGUUGUGGCACAAGCUGUGUUUGGCUGUGCCAACACCUGCCCACAGCUGCAUAGCUGUGUCUGAGCACUACGAGGUGCAUGGGAGGUUGCUGCAAGUGCAAGGGAAUGCUGAAGCCUUAAAUAAAAGUGCUUUUAUAUCCAUGUUCAUCCAAGAGCCUCUGAGCAAAAAGCAUCCAGUGCUUGCCUGUGUGUGGUCGGUGCUUCUGUUGCUGGUGGAGGUUCCUUGUGCUGGGGCUGGGAAUGUGGAAAUGGGAUGUGCUGGGCUGAGCCCUUGCAUGCAAAGGAGCUGUUCUUGGCCUGGAGGAGAAGCUGCUGCUGCACUGCUGGGUGCCACUGCUGCUUAGCUGCACGUCUCAGUGCUCCCAUUUGUUCGUCACAGUCUGAAGUGGUUUUAAUUGCUCCUGGAAAACUUUUGCUUCCUUAAACUUCCUUUUGGUCUCUUCAGUGCAUUUUCUCUUGUCCUCCACAUCCAUUCCUUUCUAUUCCAUCAGUGGUGAGAUUCCUCUGGAUCCUGUUGCUAUCAGUGGGCACCUAAAGCCUUUAUUUUAAAAGCACCUAAUUAAAUAAUUCCAAAAAAAAAAAAAUCAAUAAAGCACCUAAAGCCCUACCUGAAAGGAGUUUCUAGGUGAGGGGUUUGCCUCUUCUCCCACACAGCCAGUGACAGGACAAGAGGAAACGGGGAAGUUUAGGUUGGACAUCAGGCUGAGUUUCUAUAUGGAAAUGGUGGUCAGGCAUUGGCAGGGGCUAUCCGGGAAGGUUUGGAGUCCCCAUCCCUGGAGGUGUCCAAGGAAGGCCUGGUCAUGGCACUCAGUGCUCUGGGCUGGGGACAAGUAGGGGAUGGGUCACAGGUUGGACUCCCUGGUCUUGGAGGUCUUUUCCAACCUCAGUGAUUCUGUGAUUACAACAAGCAAAAGUACAACAGGUUAGGUCCAACCACCUUAGGUGCAAGGCAACCACAGCGUCUGUUUUGGGAUUCCUGGAGGGGGAGAUGUGGCAGGGUGGAUUUAGAGAAGGGCACAGGCCAAGGAGUUCCCUGGCAGCUGGAAUUGUUCCAUGGGGCUUCUGCUGUGAGCCCACAGGGGCUCCUCAGUGCUUCCCUUGUCCCUUCCUCAGAGGCUGGGCUGCUCCCAGUGGAGAGAUGUCUCCAAGCACAUCCUAUUCUUCUUGAUCCCUUGGUGCUGGGAAGGAAGAGUAGGUCUUUCCCUCUGUGCAGCGGCCUGGCUGUCCCAGCUGCCCUUCAGGGGGUGCUGAGCCCCCUUCCCAGCUGUUUUAUUUUCUUUCAGAUGCUUCUCAGCUUCAAGGCAAAGGGUCCAAUGCACAGCAGCGCAAGUUGUGACGCCUGCAAGGAGGGGAGCUCCAGCACCCAUAGGAUAAAACCCAGAGGAACAGGUCACGGACUUUGGAUACCAGCUGCGUCUUUUGAUUUCUUUUUUUUUUUCUUUUUUUUUUUUUUUUUAUGACAACUGGAGAGACUAAACUGCAACAAGGAACUCAUUGGGGCAUCUGCUCAGAGGCUUUCAGAGCUGAGCCCCAUGCAUGGGGCCACCUGGAGCCAUGCCCUGAUGAGAGGAGCCUUUUGUAGCACUGUUUAUUGCUGCUGCCCUUCCUGCAUUCCCUGGCACUGGCAGGAGCUGGAACUCACAGGGAGGCUUGGGUGGUCCUGCAGUGGAUUCCCACCCACUUGUGUCUGUAGCUGCCAAGUACCUCCAAGUCCAGUUACCUCCUUGGUCUCCCUGUGGAGGGUAUGAAAGGUGCUUCUUUCUUCUGCUUUGGAUUUACUUGGAUAAUUCUAGCACUGCCAGUGCUUUCUUGAAGACAUUUGAGUAACUUUCCAAUUGUACUAUAAAACUGUGCUACACUUAAUUGGAGGAUUUAACAUUUCCUGUGUGGUGAAUCUGAGGAACCACCCGAUGUUCCCCUCUGGAGGAGAAGGAAGACUCUUUAGAGACUAAAGACAUUUUUAGAUGCAGUCAUCGACUUUUAGAAUUCUACUUCUUUUGAGUUUUUGGAUUUUUUUUCCCUCCAAAGGGAUGCUUUUUUCCUGCUCAGUUUUAUCCUCAUUGCCAUCGAAUGCAUUGGAUUGAAUGGGACACCUCUUACAUGUCACAUGGAUCGGAAGACAUAAUUCCAGUGCCUUUUAUGGUGGAGCAAGAAUGGACUAGUGACACACAUUUCAGCCCUAUUUUGUGUGCUCCUCGACCCUUUUUUAAUCAUUCUGUAUUUAAAAUGUAUUCUGGUUUAUUUAAUAGAGCUUUUUAUGGUUGCACAUCAGAGAAAAAAAAAAAAAAAGCUGCACUGUCUGGACUUCAGUGGUGACCUGGUGACUGAGCACAGUCCCAAAUCCAGCAGGAGCACCAGUUCUCAUCCCAGUAUGUGCAGGCGGGUUCCAGCCCUCCCCUAAAGCCAUUCUUUCCUAGGGUUGUGAGUUAGGAUCAGUUUGGUGGGCAGAGGGAAUGAGUGAGAUGAACCAAGGUCACGACCUGUCAAAUGAAUUGCAGAGAAAAACACUGCUCUCCUCAAUGGUAGCUGCACCAGGAUCAUGUGCUCAGCACAGCUGCUGGGGGUGUCUUUUCUUGUUCAUUUUUUUAACUACAGAGCUAAAUAUUCCCCUGUGCACCCCUUUUCAGGCUAAGGGCAGGCUGAGGCUCCACCUGAGCUUUCUGAGGUUUGGUUUCCUGCUCUGCCCAGUCUGUCUUCUCUCAGGCCCUCCCAGCAACAUCCCAGUUGUGCAGGGGUAGUGCUGAUCCAUGUAGAAUUUACUGGUAUUCCAAGGAAAAGCUUGUAGCUUCCUCCUUGAGCUUUGGGGAAGGAUGCUGACCCCAGGACACCAGCAGAUGUCUGCUUUAGUUUCCUCUGGUUUUUGUUAAGAUCUGAGAAAGACUGUUUUCUCUUUGAGCUGAUACAUAACUGCCCAAGAUUGGUGAGUUGAUUGUAUUUCAAAUUAAUGGAUACAGCUCAGAUGUCAAGUCUGUUUACAGAAAAUACCUAGGUUGUAGCAGAAGAGCCAAAGACAGAACUCGUGUGGGUAAAACGAAGCACAGCAUUUCUUGGUGGACUCUGAGCACUGGAUGUCGUGUGGUUCCUGUUGAAGGCCUCGUCCUGAGGGGUGCUUGGCACCUUCACCUUCCCCUGGGAGCUGAAAGCUUGGGGCACCUGGUAGGAUAGGGGUCUCAGCGAGUGACUCGAGGCACUGGUUCUCCUCCCUCUCUUUGCUUUCACUUGAAUGCUUCUGCUGGGAAGCCCCCGUGUGCGUGGCCGGAGCAGAAUGCCCUCCUCCUAGGAAUUUAGCGAAGCCUCUUGCCUCAGGGAAACGUUUAUGUGGUGGAAAUUCUGUGGGAUAUUUUUUCUUUACGUGCUAUAAUGAAUGAGUGAGUGGUGUGGAGCAGAGUGGCAGCAAGGCAGGCCCAUGCAGAGCAGCUGAUGGGGAGCCAGGCUGGCACCUCUGCCUUGGUGAGGCAACUUGCAGCGCUUCCAGGAUGGAAUGGGGAGGGAUAGGCUCCCUUGGCACUUACCUGGGGAUGGCAGUUCCUUUUGGGUGUAAGAGCUGCAGUUUACUAUUCUAUUUUUUUUUAUGUGUGUUGGCACUGUCUUGCUGAAGAUGGUGGGGGUGAUAUGAAAAAUGUUAAUCUUGUACAGAACAACUCAAUAAAUCGUUUCAAACUUUCCAAAA